AGCGGCAGAUGCGCGGUGAUACAGUGAUACAGCCCACCCCCGCCUCUGGACCUCGCCACCCACCGGGCGGCCGGUCCUCUCCACCCCUGACACGAUUGAGGGCGUUCCGACGUCCCGACGGGCCGUCAGUCGCGACACGGGGACAACAAAUGCAAGACCACGCGAGCGGCAGCGCCUCGGGCCCGAGCUGCGGCGAAGCGCGUGAGCCGCGACGACAGCGGGGCGGCGGCGGCGCGGGCCCCUCCGAGGAGGCCGGCGGUGAGGAGGAAAUCGCCCUGCACGCCGCGGCCGCCGCGGUCCUCGCGGAGGGGGGGCUCCGGGCCGGCGAGCACCGAGCCCGCCAGGGUAAGCUCGUUGACCUCUGCGUGUUCGGCUGCCUCGGCCUCGCCCUGCUCGGCGCCCUGACGUUCGCGGUCGUGACCAUCGUCAUCACCCUCUGCCGCGCCUUCAACGAGAGCGGCACCUACCCGGCCAGCGCCCGCGCGCUGUUCGCGCCCAUCAGCCGGCCCAGGGCGCCCAACGCCGUCCUCUGGAAGAGCGACGAUCUCGGCGACGACUAGGGGAUGGCGGCUCCGCAGCCUGGCAAGAUUAUGGCGAAAAGGGCGGAGUUCGCGUUAACGGAGCCGUGGCGGGGCGGCGACAAUGGCGCAUGCAGCAGCAGCGCGGCCGGCCCCUCGAGCACUCCCCGACGACCCUCGUCCCAGCACCACCAGGAGCCACCACCGCGGACCGUCGCGCCCCUCGCCAGGAUGCCGCCGUCGUACACGUACGCCCCCAAGCGCCUGCAGACCCGCCGCACCAACAGCUGGCCCGUGGGGCUCGGGGCGCCCAACAGCCCCGAGGGCACGCCGGUCCGCCUGGCCCGCCAGGCCCGCCUGGCCAGCCUGGCCCGCGAGGCCCGCAAGGCCCACGAGGCCCGUCGCAAGGCUCGCGGCGAGGGCUUCUGCCUGUCGGGCUUCCUCGGGGCGGCGCGAUGCUGGCUGCGGCGGGCGGCCGUCCGCGUCACGCUCCUCUGCUGCGGCGCCGAGGCCGCCGGCUACAAGCCCCCCAUGCGGAGGGUCUCGCUGCGCUCCGGGCUCGGGUGCUGCGGCACGAUCGGGGGCUCCCCACCCCGCGAGGUCUUUGUUUGA
Frankliniella occidentalis (western flower thrips) is the source of this 1130-nucleotide messenger RNA. RefSeq lists its product as uncharacterized. Lineage: Eukaryota; Metazoa; Arthropoda; Insecta; Thysanoptera; Thripidae. The record is from RefSeq and is a predicted model, not a curated record. The transcript is spliced from 2 exons. The coding region runs from base 564 to 1130 and encodes 188 amino acids.